CCAAGUGGAUCUUAGAGUGGCAAGACCAUCUCUUCCCUCUCCCCUGGCAGGUGAUUAUAAGGUCGUCAGUGAGCGAUACUGUUUUGUAAUUCAAUAUUUAUCAUGCAUGGAUAUGGGCCUACGUAUACGUACGUUCGUGUACGUCCCACAGGAGUGAAAAUUCCUUUUUCAUGAAAAUCAUCGUGUCAAAUAUUCACUCACAAGAAAAUCGCCAUAGUAAUAAUUAAUCUUGGCCAGUUACUUAAUUUUGUGGUCACUAGAUAUAAUGAUUUGGGUCAUUAAUAGAUCAGUCACUCAACUUUGAUUUUUUAACUAAUAAACUACGUACGAAAUAACUAACAUAUAAGUCACUUCACAGCCCAACAACAUCUUUAUCAAUCGUAUUCACAAAAUGUCGGACUCAGUAUUAUAAUUAGCUAACAUGAACAAUUGUUUUAUUAGUUUUAUAACAUGAACAAUUGUUUUAUUCUAUUCCCGAUGGAAAAAUUAAUUUUGAUUUUGACUUUUUUGAUAGUGGUGACCGGUUAAAAUGAGGUGGAAAUUUUAUUUCUUAUUUACUUAUAAUUAUCACGUCACUCAUUUAACAGUAAAAUUGACUGUCACAACAAAUAAAUUUAAUGGAGACUAACGGAGAGUGACAAAACUUAAACUAUUGAAUUAAUUUUAAUGACUAUGAACGAAAUAAAAUAUUUUUAGUGACUAACCAAACCCAGUACCCAAACGUGAAAUUUACCCAUUUUAAUGAUUGUUUUGGCUGUUAAUUAACAUGCUAAUCUGAUACGAUCUAGUAUUGUGGACCAAAGAGCUUUUUGGAUAGGUUGGCUAUUCUAGUAUUAUGUAUGUUUAUGUUUAUUUUCCAACAUUUAACACCAACACAAACACAAGUUUGUUAAAUAUAUACCAACCUACAAUAAAAGGUAACGAAUACUUGGUUGAAUAAAUUUAUCCACAUGCAUUUCAAUUAGGUACGUGAUAGCAUAUCAUAUCAUAUCGUUGCCAUUCAUCAAUUCACAUAAUCACAUAUAUAUCAACAUUGUAGUAUCGUAGGAAUAUAAUUCUGCUUGUCUUUGGUAUAUUUAUGAAGAUUGGGCAGAAGGCAGAUACAUAGCAUAGCAGCUGCUUGGUUUUACUAUUGCCUGCCAGCAUUGAUGUCUUGGUUUCAAUAUUUUGACCCUACCAAAAUUAUAUAUAGGUGAAACUUAUUGCCGUAAAAAUUUACCGUAUGCAUCCCCAUUAUUAUUGCUUCAACCAUUACCCCUUAUCUACCCUUCUCCGAUCCAACGUAGCUAUUACAGUGCAGGCUGUGCAGCUCCAUCUACAUAAAUUCUCUAAUGGUUAAUACUUUUGUUGGUGGGAGAAUGGAGGUUACUGUACACGCACCAUGCAAGAACUUGUAUUUAUUCCCCGCUAGUCUCCAACACCAACGCAUAAUCAACAGUACUAUUUCCAUUGGCGAAACCCUAGCAAAACUAGACAGCUCCUGAAACAUGUCCACACAACUACUCCUAACCUUCCUUUCCCUAGCCAUCUUCCUAUGCUACUGGCUUCUCAGAAACAAGCACUCACUGCUCUACCAAUGGCCAUUGCUAGGAAUGCUCCCUAGCCUCCUCGUCAACGUGUACGCACUCCACGACUUCAUCAUAGAAUGUUUGAGGCGAUCCGGGGGAACGUUCCUUUUCAAGGGGCCUAGCUUCAUCAAAGCCGACUACCUGGUCAUGAGCGAUCCCGCGAACAUCAAUCACAUCUUCAACAAGAACGCCGCCAACUACGACAAGGGCAAGGACUUCAAGGCCAUAAUGGAGGCUCUGGGCGACGGGAUCUUUAAUGUCGACGGCGACUCGUGGAAGUUACAGAGGAAGCUCCUCCAUUCUUUGUUGAACAACUUCGAGUUCGAGGGACACUCCACGCAGAUCCUCACACAGAAGAUGAGGAGCACCCUUAUGCCGGUCCUCGACAGAGCAGCGAGGAGGAGGACGACGGAGAACGACCAGUUGGUGGACCUACAAGACGUGUUUAAGAGGUUCAUGUUCGACAACAUGUGCCUGUUGGUCUUGGGAUUCGACCCUCAUUACCUCCCCGCCGUGGAGUCCGAAGGAGGCUGCGUCCCUGAUUGUGAAUGUGGCAAGGCAUUCGACGUGCUAGAGAGGGUGGCGAUCUACCGACACAUAGUUCCCGUAUGCCUGUGGAGGCUUCAACAUCGGCUUGGCAUUGGAAUCGAGGGGGAGUGCUUUCGAGCUUGGAGCACCGUAGAUCAGUUCUUGUAUGGUAGCAUCAAGAGGAAGAAGCAAGAAUUAGAGACAAAGCACUCCGUUAGCAAUGAUGUGCAUGAAAGAAAAAAGCUGGAUUUGCUGACACAAGUCUUGGUCAUGAAAGAUGAGGAUGACGGUGCUGACGGAAAAAUCAUUGAUAAAAAAUUCGACAAGUUUCUAAGGGACAUUACAUUAACGUUAAUUGGAGCCGGGAGAGACACCAUCACUGUCGCCCUUACUUGGUUGAUAUGGUGUGUGGCGAACCACCCCGCUAUUGAGAAAAAGAUUCUCGAAGAGCUAAGAAAAGUGAUGGCAGCUCGACGAUUGUCAAGUGAUAUUGAUGGAGAAGAAAGAGAAGGAUUUUUCAGAAAUGACGAAUUGAACAAACUUGUGUACCUUCAUGCAACCAUUUGUGAGACAUUGAGGUUGUACCCACCUGUACCAUUCGAGCACAAGUGUGCCGUGGAGGCAGAUGUCCUUCCAAGCGGGCACACGGUACGUAAAGAAGAGAGGAUAAUAUUCUCCAUAUACGGCAUGGCCAGGAUGGAUGAGAUAUGGGGAGAGGAUUGCUUGGAGUUCAAACCAGAGAGGUGGAUUUCUGAGAAAGGGACGAUACUACAUGUCCCCUCGUACAAGUUCAUGACCUUCUUGGCUGGAGCAAGGACAUGUUUGGGGAAGAAUAUGUCAUUCACGCAAGUCAAGUCCCUGGCUAGUGCUCUCCUUUGGAACUACAAGUUUGAACUUAUAGAUGAUGGUCCCUAUGGAAGGCCAACGAUUAGCCUGGUGUUGUUUAUGAAAGAUGGGUUGAAGACGAGAGUCUCCAAGAGAGACCACUGAGAAUAAUAUUGUUCAUGUUGCUUUCUUAAUAUAUAUUUGUUGUGGUGGUCUAGUUGAAGUGCUUGAUCAUUUGUCAGUAUGUCUAGGGUUUAAUGAGUCGUGUGAGGUCUCUACUUCUUUUUAUAAUUUGUGUUGUCCAUGUGUUUUAUUAUAUUGGGAGGAACUAGCUAGGUUCCCUAUGUUUAUGCUAUUCUUGUGAGGGUUGUUGUACUCUUUGAUUGUUAUAAUUUCAUAUAAGUCCACAUGAGAUAUCUAAGAAUUGAAUUUUCAAUUGGUAUCACAUAUAUGUCAUCAUAUUUAUAUUUUUAAUAGGUCAUGCUCUUAAAAAAAUUGAAUUGAAAAAAUUGCCUUUCUAGGAAUGAAGGAACGAGGCGAAUAAGAAUUUGAUCCUAGCAUAAUGUAACUGGAGGUCUCAUAUUUGAAUACUUAAUGUAGCACCUAAUUAAAAAAUAAACUUAUAUCCCCUUAUAAGUAAAAAGGGAAGUAGGGAGACUGAAUUUAAACUUGAGACUCCUUUUCAAAUAAAUUUGAAAAAAUUAAUCUCACCCAUCGGAAACCAUAACCGUCUUGAAAAAUCAAUAACAUGGUGUCGAAGGUCACAUAGCCUAGCGAUGAACGCUCGUAGUCGCUCGUUGCGGAAAGUUGGAGGUCCCGUAUUUGACCGCCCCUCGAGGCCACUGUUGUGUUCCCAAAGACAUGUUUAGUUGUUGUGGGUAAUUUAGUUGUUGUGGGUAAAGCUUUGUUGGCAUGUAAAAUGUGCAGGUGGCCCCAAGUUUGGUUUCGCUCGGUAAUCGCAAAAUGUAAUGCGUGCAUAUUGGAUUAUAAAAAAAAAUAAUAACGGUCGUGAUGGCCCGACAAAUUCUGAGCUUUAGUGUAUGGCAGUGGACAUGAGGCCCAGGAAUAGGAGAACGCAAACUUAGCCCAUUUGAACACUCGACAAAAGAUAUUCCAACACAGAUGUGAAUUUCCUGCAAUAUGAUAAGGAAAACAACCCAGCAAACAAAUGGAAACCUACCAACGCAGUGGAGUGGCGGAUGGGCAGUUGAGGUGACACAGUAAUUUUUAUGUUAAUGCAAAAUUAUUUUGACACCUUUUAUUUUUGAAAAUUAAUAAUAUCUAAACCUAUGAAAAAAAUACAAUCUAUGAUAUCAGAAAAUUAAAGCCACCAUUCAUUACAAUUAGACAUUAGUCAUCUUAUUGACGAAGCAAUACAUUAGACAUAUUUAU
Molecule: messenger RNA, 4313 nt
Organism: Linum trigynum
Lineage: Eukaryota; Viridiplantae; Streptophyta; Magnoliopsida; Malpighiales; Linaceae
Source: the annotation of a GenBank genome assembly